Cricetulus griseus (Chinese hamster) is the source of this 963-nucleotide messenger RNA. The record is from RefSeq and is a predicted model, not a curated record. NCBI's taxonomy places the organism in Eukaryota, Metazoa, Chordata, Mammalia, Rodentia, Cricetidae.
AUGAUCAUACUUUUGACUGAAUCAAUGGAUGGAAGGAACCACACAGUUGUGUCUGAGUUUGUGUUUCUGGGACUCACUCAUUCAUGGGAGAUUCAGCUCCUCCUCCUUGUGCUUGCCUCUGUGCUCUAUGUGCUAAGCAUGACUGGAAACAUCCACAUUGUGUUCUCUGUGGUCACUGACCCUCACUUACACUCCCCCAUGUACUUCCUACUGGCAUGUCUCUCCUUCGUUGACUUGGCAGCCUGUUCUGUUACUUCCCCCAAGAUGGUUUAUGAUUUAUUUAGGAAGCACAAAGUCAUCUCCUUUGGAGGCUGUAUCAUUCAGAUCUUCUUUAUUCAUGUAGUUGGUGGUGUGGAGAUGGUGCUGCUCUUGGCUAUGGCAUUUGACAGAUAUGUGGCCAUAUGUAAGCCUCUGCACUACCUGACCAUCAUGAGUCCACGGAUAUGUGUUUUGUUUCUGGCUGCAUCUUGGGGCCUGGGCAUUAGUCAUUCCUUGUUCCAGCUGGCUUUUAUUAUUGACUUACCCUUUUGUGGCCCAAAUGUAUUUGACAGCUUUUACUGUGACCUUCCUAGACUUCUCAGAUUGGCCUGUACAGACACUUACAAACUGCAGUUCAUGGUCACUAUCAACAGUGGGUUUAUAUGUGUUGGCUCUUUCUUGUUGCUUCUCAUUUCUUAUAUCUUUAUUCUGUUCAGUGUCUGGAAACAUUCUUCUGGUGGUUCAGCCAAAGCCCUCUCCACUCUCUCAGCUCACAUAACUGUUGUGUUUUUAUUCUUUGGUCCCACACUAUUUAUUUAUACAUGGCCACACCCUGACUCCCAAAUAGACAAAUUUCUUGCUCUUUUUGAUGCAGUUUUUACUCCUUUUCUAAAUCCAGUUGUCUACACAUUCAGGAAUAAAGAGAUGAAGGCAGCAAUAAUGAGAGUUUUUAAAACAUUAUUAAUUUUUAGAAAUAUUUCAUAA